CGAGGUACCACACUUCGCCGCGGAGCUGGGCCAGAUGGAGAAGUUCCCCGUGAUGGUGUACAUCCACGGCGAGUCCUACGAGUGGAACAGCGGGAACCCCUACGACGGGACCGUCCUCGCCGCCUACGGCCGCGUCGUCGUCGUCACCGUCAACUUCCGCCUCGGCAUCUUGGGUGAGAGGUUUCCCCUCCGGCCGGCUAUGAGCGAGAAGCAGGUGAGCAACUUCGGGCCGGACCAGAUCGCGGCGCUGCACUGGGUCAAGGAGAACAUCGGCAACUUCGGCGGCGACCCCGACAGAGUGACCAUCGUGGGCCACGGCACGGGUGCCGCCCUCGCCAACCUGCUGCUCAUCUCGCCCGUCGCGAAGCGAGGUGAGUGUGCUGCAUUAGAAAGAAAUAUUCUCUGGUACACACGAGGUUCCCAUUUCCGUUUGCAUACUCACGCGUGGCGCCCGCAGGUGGCCAAGGCGCUGGAGUGCCCUCUCACGGACCAGAGCAGCGAGCUGGUCAACUGCCUGCGCGACAAGAGCGUCGAGGAGCUGCUCAACGUGCGCCUGAACGUGCCGCCCUUCACCACGGCGCUCGGGCCCAUCGUCGACAACAUCAUCGUCAAGGACGACCCUCAGAAGACCAUGAAGGAGGGCGCGCGGCUGGGCACUUACGACCUGCUGUACGGCGUGGCGCUGGCGGAGAGCUACCACAUGCUGACGGCAAGGGAGGUGCGGGAGGGGAUGACGGAGGAGAGAAGGAAUCGCCUCGUCAGGGCCUACGUCAACAACAAUUUCAAACAUCAUGCGUCGCAAGUGUACCCGACGGUGAUGACGCACUACCAGCCGUGGAGCAAGGCGCCCAUCGUCGACGACCAGAUGGUCCGCGACCAGACGCUCGAGAUCCUGAGCGACGCGCAGAUCACGGCGCCCGUCGUGCAGAUGGCCAACCUGCACUCGAACCUCAACCAGAAGAGCUACUUCUACUGCUUCAGCCACCAGAGCGCGUUCGGCGACUACCUGGUGGACCAGGGUACAGUUCACGGGGAGGAACUGGCGUAUGUGUUCGGCGCGCCCUUAGUCAGCGGCUUCAACCACUUUGGCCUCAACUACACGAGGGACGAGAAGUUUCUCUCUGAACUGGUCAUGACUCUGUGGUCUAACUUCGCAAGAACUGGGAGCCCAAAUCUGCCUACUCCUCAGGGAUUCUUAACCCCUGGAAUGAACCGUUACUGGGAAGAUAACCUUCAGAUCAUGUGGCCACAGUACCAAAAAAUUACUCAAGAAUAUCUUAACUUAGACAUGAAGGUGGUCGUCAAAAGCCACUACCGCGCGCGUACGCUCGCCGUCUGGAACCACCUGAUCCCCGAGUUGGUGUCUGCCUCGUCGAAGCCGUACGUGCCGCACCAGCUCACCACCACCGCCAUCACGCUCGUGCCCACGGUGCGGCCUCGCCUUCUCUUCACGACGCCCAAGUGGAAGCCGAAGUCCACCUACAAGCCUCCAGAGACGGCCUCUGCCCCUCCACCUCCUCCUCCUCCUCCUCCUCCGCCCGCUGUGGAGCACGAGUCCCCAAGCCCUUCGGGACCCCCACCCCCGCCCGUCUACGCCGGCACGCCCAUCAGCAUCGUCAUUCUGGUCGGCAUCGCCAUCCUGUUCAUCAACUGCUGUGCGAUGGGCGCCGUGUACUACCAGAGGGACAAGAUCAAGUUCCAGUCCAAGUUCCUACGGAGGUUCCGGAGAGGCAAUUCGGAGGCGGACGAGGAGGAGUGCGCGUCAGAGGCGCCCUCGCUCAGCGCCUCCGCCAAGGGGGAGAGGAAGCGCAAGAAGAGUCGCAGCGACUACGAAGUAAGCGACUCGGCCCACUCGGACUCCGUCUCACGAGCGUCGGCCGUGUCCAGGGAGUCCGGCAGCAAGAAGCGGCAGCACUCGCAGUCUUCUCGGGAUGUCUCGCCUCCUUCCACGAAUAAGCACCACGAUGCGUCCAAGAGCUCCCACAAGAAUAACCCCAGCAAGAGUUCCAAGAGCAACCACCGGCGACACAAGAGUGAGGUAUCGAUUUACAGUGAAAUUGGACGCACAGCAGAUGUCCACGUACACGCUGACGCGUCAGGUUCUCGGUCCGUGUCGAGGUCCAACAGCAAGAGGAGCCCCACGGUGAAGUUUGACACAGUGGGCUCGGGCCUCCCGCCGAAGAGCGUCACGAAGAGCACAACAUCCAUCUCCUCGAAGGCCUCAAUUACUUCCCAUGCCUCGGCAAAGAGCACAAGCUCCCGCGCGUCUGUAAAAAGCACCACUUCAGAAAAGCGCUUAAAGAAGAACGCGAGUUGCCAGAGCCUUCCGACAGCGGAAUACAGCUGGGGCAUCACGAAGGAAAUGACGAUGACGGAAAGGGACGAUCCAGAGGGACAUGACGACCAGAGGACACCUGUGGACCGACAGCAUACAGUAGCAGCUAUGCAGAAGCUUAAUUACCCAAAGGUCUUACCGGACCAUCCCGACGGCAUACACGCCGCUACCCUUCCCAAAGUGAGGCCCCCGCCUCCGCCGCGAUCUACAUCUCUAACAGCUAAAGACAUUCAGGAAUUAGAAGAGAAAAUCCAUGUUGUGUACCGCACAAAAAAGAGGACUCCGAGGCGAGAUGCUUCUACCGACUCGUGUGAUCUUAGUGGCCUAGACGUUUAUGGGGUUAGCGGGGACAAGCUUGCCUCUUCCUCUUUGUUUGGGACAGCAUCUCCAGUUGCGACUGUCAGCAGAUCUCGCACCAGAAAGAGUGAUGGCACUGGCGAUUAUGGUCAUAGUGCGGACUAUCUUCAGCAAGGAAAAACUGCAGACUACGGCCGCCAAGGAACGUCUGUGGACUAUGACAAAGCUGGAGGCAAAACAGCAGAGUAUGCUCGUAAGGGAGCUACUGAUCCCUAUAGCAGGUAUGACACUUAUGAGCCGACUUAUAUUUACAAGGACAGCAGAGUCGCAUCUGCACCAAAAAAUCCUGCAACUUCAGAGAUAAGCAAUUCCAAUAAAACUUAUGAGUCGUAUGGGGAAGCCAGACCUGCUCGUGUUCCCCUCGCUACAUUUGGCAAAAUGGGUAACCAUUCACCAGGAGACGGAGCCUCCUACACCGAGCAGACGAGGCUACGUCAGAACUAUGAUCCAAGUAUGACAAUGCCGAAUGCAACAGCUAUUGUGACAGCUGCAGCACAGACAGCAUUAGCCACGGCCACUGCGCCUGCAUUUGUUGGAGCCUCUAACCCAGGGCGUUCCACCUCCAGAAACGUUGCCCCUGUGCCAGCUGCCACUCAUACCUGUGCACUCCGCCAGCAGUCCUCCGUGACAUCGGGAUCAGACACCAGUACCGUGUACGAGCAGAGUGAGAAUACUGGUACAAUAAAACGCAAGAAAUCCAUAAAGAAAGAGAACUCCACAAACACUUCUAUUUCCAUUUCUACCCCGUCUACGACCCCCGCCGAAAAGCCACUAAAGGGCGUGCUUAAGCAAACGUCUGCUUAUGACAAGCCAAAGCCCUUGAUGGCGAAGGCGCCGGGGGCAUCUCCAAGCGCCUCAGCCUCGAGCAUCAGCAGCACGGAAGUCGGGAGCGAUCCGAGUGGGAGCAACGCGGUAAAACACGAAGUUGCUGGUAAAUCCUCCUCAAUGAAGAGAGUUAACAGAGUGGCCACGCCGGGCGCCACGAGACGCAAAGGCAAAAGUGAACACCAGACCUCUACUGAUGUGCAAACUGAACCGGCCAAGUGACUUUGAACUAUGUUAUUUUAGGGUCCCAGUAUGUUUUUCAUAAUCAUGUGAGUGAAAAUACUCGCUCAAGAUUUACAUGAAACUUUUCACAAAUGCCGUGACUCAAUAUUGAUAUUCAUAUCAAUAUUAAUAGUUCUAUUUUUCUAGAACUUUGUUGUUGUGCAAGAGUCCGACAUGUCAUGUCCUGAUACUUCAAUGUUGAAAGGGCAUCAAUGCAGGUCCGUCGGGAAAUGUUUAGUGUCCUCAAGAAGGACCCAUUGUGGUGGAUGCAGUGUGUUCAUCAGGGGAAUGGGAAAAAAACUCAACAUAACUUUGCAAUCUUCGAACCAGUGCAAUUCUGUAUUUUAAUGUUCCAACAUGGUGCCAGACAGUCUAGUUUGGUCGAGUAACAAGUCUCAUCAUUUAAGUUGACUGCUGCUUCGUAAAAAAAAAAUCUGGUUGUAAAUAUGAAACCAAACCGAGGCAUUUCUACCGGUUACUUUCGAUAGAUUACUUUUAUAGUGAAGAAACAGUCUUCCAGGAAUUUCUCGAGCCAGACUUUGUUCACCUGAUCUCCCGUUAUCAUCUUGUUCAAAUCUUCUCCGAAUGUUUUGAAUUCAGCAUCAGUCUCCAGGACUGACGACUCCGCUUGUUUUUCUGUCGGAGGGCACAGAGGGCCUUGUGCAGUGCCAUUUCUUUCGUCACUUUAUGGCAGGGAAGGUGUAUUUUUCUAGGUUCUAUAAAUGUUCCCGAGCACAGAUUUUUUGUAUAUUUUUGACAACAUUCAAUGAUUCUCGUUUUCUAUGAGCCAACGCAAUUUUCCAUAAAGCAUUUUUAGUUUACCCAAAGUGUUCACUUGUAUUGUGAUGUCAUGGUAAAUGUAUAUAUUUUAGCAAAAGCAUUUCUUCUGUUGGUAUUGACAAAGGUAAGGAAAAAACGCUAUGCAUUUUUAAUUCCUCGUCACUUAAAUCACCAAAUCCUUUCAUCAGUCGUUAGGCAGGUGUUUAGUGCCCUAUUUCUUAGGGUCAUUAUGCGUACAACUUUAAUUUUGUACUGUAUACUCAGUGAUAAAGGAAGACUUGUAAUUUUUCUAAUUAUUUCAUAUUUGCUUUUCAAAACACAGUUGAAGAAUUUUCCUAUUAUGUCUUUGCCUCAUGACAUUUGGUAUUAUAUACCAAUAUUCUAAAGCGAACAUUAGAUAUUUCAAGAGUCAGAAUAAAAUGUAAAUACAGUUAUGCUACAAACUUUAUGGUAAACGAACAAAGUAUCAUGAUUGAUGGUAUUAUGAUUUGACCAAAUUAUGGUUUAAACUUUCUGAUGCUCGAAUAUUUUCUAAUGUUAAAUGACGUAACGACUGUUCAUCGUGUAUUAUGAUACGGAGGUACUUACAGUAAUUACCUUUUCUCCAAUGUAGUUAAUAUCAAUAUAGUUCCGUCAAACUUUCCAUUGUAUUUUUAGAUCAUAUACUUUCAGUUGAUUAUCAUCAAGUCUGUAAUGAACCAUUAUCAAUAACGUGUCCAUUUGUAUCAACAAAGAUUUCCUCAAUCCGUUCAAGUAAAGUUGAUAGACAAGCAAAUCACAGAUGUCUAAGAAAAGUUUGAAAAAGCGGAUUUUCUGCUGUUUAUCCAUCUUUCUAUUUUAGGAAGAGAAUGUUAAUUUAGGGAAAGGGUCUUUCUCCUUAAAAAAAAAAAUCAUUAAAUCAUUCGUCGGAUUACUGUACGAAAUCUCGAGGGACUGAAUUGAAAAGAUUUUUUUCUUCUGUGGCGAAUAUUUUGUAUAUAUAAAUCCGGAAUACUUGAUGAGUUACAGGUAAGUGAUGGGCAUGUGUAGAAGAGACACAGAGGAAGUGUAGAUAAUCUUUUAUCAUAGUGAUUGUAAAAUUUCUUUGUAAUUUUUAUUCUGUUGCAGUCCGCCAAAGUUCCAAUCAAUAAAAUUUGUCUCGAAAAGAAA
Messenger RNA from Penaeus monodon (black tiger shrimp), 5668 nucleotides. RefSeq lists its product as uncharacterized. Lineage: Eukaryota; Metazoa; Arthropoda; Malacostraca; Decapoda; Penaeidae. Gene Ontology annotation, biological process: neuron cell-cell adhesion; chemical synaptic transmission; synaptic vesicle endocytosis. Gene Ontology annotation, molecular function: signaling receptor activity; neurexin family protein binding. The record is from RefSeq and is a predicted model, not a curated record. Gene Ontology annotation, cellular component: cell surface; postsynaptic membrane; synapse.